Messenger RNA from Aspergillus steynii IBT 23096, 793 nucleotides. RefSeq lists its product as uncharacterized. Bases 222 to 674 code for a protein of 150 amino acids. The record is from RefSeq and is a predicted model, not a curated record. Lineage: Eukaryota; Fungi; Ascomycota; Eurotiomycetes; Eurotiales; Aspergillaceae. The transcript has a single exon.
UUUUUCACGGCAUGUUUCUAUGAUGUCCUGUUUCAUUAAGCUCAGCUGAGUCAACGGAUCGACGAAGCUUGUGAGAGAAAUCAGACGAUACACACAUAAGAGGGCAACCUCUGGGUUUAAACGGAUUCAUUUUCAUAUUUGUUACUUUUUUUUCACAUACGGAAGACACCAGCACAGGUUCUGGCGGAGCAGAAUCAGACGGAAUUACAAUAAUCGAGAAGAUGGAAGGUCUGCUUUUGGGGUUAUGUUUGUUUCGCCUAUCCGAGAAUUGCUUUGCUUGCUUGCCAUUCUUUCUUUGCUUCUCGUCCUUUUUGUUUUUUAUUUCUUUUUAUUUCUAUUUUUUGGGUGCUGGCCCCAACGGAGCAUUUAAACUAACCCGCCCACGCGGACACAAACUGCAUUGGACUACUACAGUCAUACAUACUGGGAUUUCAUUUAGGGCUUUCGGAUGGCAACGGAGAACGAGAACGAUUUUCAAUACGGAGCUUGGACUGUUAUUUACUGGUUUCUUUUGGUUAUUCAAUUCUGUCUAUUUAUUCUAUUUAUAUUUUCCAGGUCCAGUAUUGGUGCGAUUCCACUAUAUCUUAUUUGUUUUAUUGGUUGUAUUUGACUUGUAUAGCUACCUGGUCGUCAUCCCUACCUUCUGCUUCGCUUACGGAUUCCCGAUUGCUUGAAUCCUUCACCGCAUGUUUGAGUCAUUCGUUCUGAUGGUUUUCGAAUUUUUACGCUGCGUGUCUGAUUAUAAUAGUUGCUUUUCCUUUAAUAACCCCCUGUUUGCAGUUCCAACAGUAUA